AUGGCGCAGCAACAUGUCCUUCUCCAUCUUUUCUCUCCCUUUCGUCUCUCUUAUUCUCCAAUCUCAAACCGUCCCAUCUCUCCCCUCAGGCGCAACGUUGUCCGCCUCCUUGUUGCUCUCCUCGUUCUCGUUGGUGUAUACUUAUACCAGGCAGGAUCUCCCUUGUUCUCGUUUCCAAACAAAGACUCUCCUUCUUCUCACUCCAAAUGGCGUGACUAUUCCCUCGCUCAAGCCGCCAACUUCGUCGCUAAGAAUGGCACCUUGAUCGUCUGUACCGUGAGCAGCCCCUUCUUACCAUUUCUCAAUAAUUGGUUGAUUAGCGUUUCUAUUCAGAAACAUCAAGACAAAGUCCUCGUCAUCGCUGAGGACUACGCUACUCUCUACAAGGUUAACGAGAAAUGGCCUGGUCACGCCGUUCUCAUUCCUCCAGCCCUUGAUUCUCAAACCCCAAACGAUUUUGGUUCUCAGGGUUUCUUCAAUUUUACGUUACGGAGGCCGCAACAUCUAUUGCAAAUCUUGGAGCUAGGUUACAAUGUGAUGUACAACGAUGUUGAUAUGGUUUGGUUGAAAGAUCCGUUUCCGUAUUUAGAGGGCAGCCAUGACGUGUACUUCACGGAUGACAAGACCGGAAUUAAGCCUGUGAAUCACUCUCAUGAUUUACCACCUCCGGGUCCAAACGGAAUGACAUAUAUAUGCAGCUGCACUAUUUUCUUGCGUCCCACUCAUGGCGCAAAGCUUCUCAUGAAGAAAUGGAUUGAGGAACUCCAGUCUCAAACUUGGUCUAAAUCAAACAAAGGAAAUGAUCAGCCUGCUUUCAACUGGGCACUUAACAAAACAUCUCCUCAGGUGGAUGUGUACUUGCUUCCGCAAGAAGCUUUCCCAACAGGAGGAUUGUACUUCAGGAACAAGACAUGGGCUAAAGAGACAAAGGGGAGACAAGUAAUAAUCCACAACAACUACAUUGUCGGUUUCAAGAACAAGAUGAAACGUUUCCACCAAUUUGGUCUAUGGCUAGUCGAUGAUCAUUCUCUUGAGUCUCCACUGGGAAAACUAGAGUAA
Messenger RNA from Microthlaspi erraticum, 1059 nucleotides. Lineage: Eukaryota; Viridiplantae; Streptophyta; Magnoliopsida; Brassicales; Brassicaceae. The record is from the annotation of a GenBank genome assembly.